Messenger RNA from Lithohypha guttulata, 969 nucleotides. RefSeq lists its product as uncharacterized. Gene Ontology annotation, biological process: secondary metabolite biosynthetic process. The record is from RefSeq and is a predicted model, not a curated record. The transcript has 2 exons. Gene Ontology annotation, cellular component: cytoplasm; nucleus. Gene Ontology annotation, molecular function: hydrolase activity. NCBI's taxonomy places the organism in Eukaryota, Fungi, Ascomycota, Eurotiomycetes, Chaetothyriales, Trichomeriaceae. Bases 1 to 969 code for a protein of 322 amino acids.
AUGGCAGCCCCUACCAAAUCUCAACUCCUAGGCGACCCACAAUCCAACCAAUCCACCCCCUCAAUAUCUCGCGCCACAACCCCCCUCAACAACUCAAGCCGUCCCACCCACGAUUCAUCCGGCCACCUGCUCCCCGCCAUCCUCUGCCUGCACGGCGGCGGAUCCAACGCCACUGUCUUCAAAAUCCAAUCUCGCCGCCUCAUCUGGAACCUCCAGGGUCAAUUCCGCUUCGUCUUCGCCCAGGCAAGUAUAGAAGGAACACCCGGCUUCGGCAUGUUACCUGUCUUUGCGUCGUGCGCGCCCUUCUACAGGUGGGUUGAGCGGCGGUUCAAGAUGGGUGAGAGUGAGGUUGAGGAGACGCCCGAGGAUGAGAUUAGGGGGUUAGAUGAGAACUUGGUGAGGGUCAUGGAGGAAAACGGUGGUGUGAAGAGUUUUGUGGGUGUGAUGGGGUUUUCGCAAGGGGCGAGGUUGGUGCCUGGGUUGUUGUUGAGGCAGAGGAUCGAGGAGCGUGAUAAGUUGGGUGGGAGUAUUUACAAGUUUAAAUUUGGGAUUAUGAUUGGGGGGCCGUAUCCGCCGAUUGCGGUGCAUUCCAGGGUUAAGGUGGAGGACUAUGAGCUGUUGAAGACGGUGCCUACUGUGCAUGCUUGGGGGAGGGAUGAUCAUGUUAUUGAGGGAUGCAAAAGAUUGAGGGAGGCGUGUGAUGGAGACGAGUGUUUUCAGAUGGCCUUUGAGGGUGGUCACCAUAUGCCGCUUAAGGAUGAUGAGGCCAGGGAUUUGUGUGAUCUCAUUAUGGCAGCUUGGUAUGCAGGAGGUGGGAAGUUUGGGGUGGGCUCUGGCCUACACCUCUCCAAACCACCAUGUGGUAGGGCUAAACACUACCAGCACAUUGUCGACCAGGUGGUACUCACUAAGGAACUGGGUGUCGGCGCCAUAUCUGAGAGACCAACUGAACCACAGGAAAGUCCAUAG